CUAGCGGAACGUCUGUCCUAGAAAGGUUAAUAUCUUACCUAGUUUAGGUUAGCAACCUAGCCACAUAGCUAACAUUAGCUACAACUAAGUGAAAACAUAUCAUAAGUAACUGAUGAUUGACAUCAACAAAAUAAAACACACCAUGUGAAAUGUAACAUGUCAUACUAAAUGGAGGGAGACAGAUUUAUGUUUACCAUGUUAUGUCCAGGGUGGACCUGCAGUGCAUACCAAUCAAGGAUUCACCAAUAUGACAAUGUAAAAAAAAUAUUCACUACAAUAAACAAGUGUUAUAUAUUUCACAUAUUAUGUACAUUUCUUUAUCAGGGAUAAACAUUUGUAGGAAAAUCAGGAGAACUUGUCCAGACGGUUGGAGGCUGUGGGGAUCCAGCUGUUACUUCCUGUCUACUGAGAUGAAAACCUGGGAGGAGAGCAGACUGGACUGUCUGAACAGAGGAGCAUACCUGGUGAUCAUAAACAGUGAUAUGGAACAGGAGUUUCUCUUUCGCCUCAAUAAGAGAGCCUGGAUUGGUCUGACUGACUCUGUUACUGAGGGGACCUGGAAAUGGGUGGACGGCACCCCACUGACCACCCCAAGUUACUGGUCCUUACAGCAGCCUGAUAAUGGUGGUGACAACCCAGCAAAUGGGGAGGAGGACUGUGUUGAGCUGAACACAGAAACAUGGCGUCCUGUAAAGGCAUGGAAUGACCAGUCAUGUGAAGACAAUCGUUACUGGAUUUGUGAGAAAAGGGUUUAACAUCACCAUGACAACAGAGGAGGCUGGUGGGAGGGCAUGCGGGCUCAUUGUAAUUGCUGGAAUGCAAUUUAUGGACCGGUAUCAAACGCAUUAAGCAUAUAUAAAACACAUGUUUGACUCCGUUCCAUGAAUUCCAUUCCAGCCAUUACAAUGAGCCUGUCCUCCUACAGCUUCUCCCACCAGCCUCUUCUACAUGACACCAUACUGUAACACAGAUACCUGCGUGGCCAAAAUGAAGCGGCUUGCACUCUUGGCCUCGCACGCUAGCAGUGACAAUCUGGCAGAAACAUAACACUGUUUCAUAUCUUACUGCUUUCUUCAGUGCGCUGUGCUCUCCUGACACCAAAUAAUCAACACUUUUUAAUAUGAAUUCAAUGAAUUGGUGAUUGCAUUGUCUGUGUAUCUAUUAGUGCAGAAAGCAAAUUGAAGUGGGUCUAGGGUGUCAGGUAAGGUAGAGGUGAUAUGAUCCUUGAC
Molecule: messenger RNA, 1229 nt
Organism: Salvelinus namaycush (lake trout)
Lineage: Eukaryota; Metazoa; Chordata; Actinopteri; Salmoniformes; Salmonidae
Product: CD209 antigen-like protein A
Exons: 3
Coding region: 306-755 (149 amino acids)
Source: RefSeq, a predicted model, not a curated record